Molecule: messenger RNA, 2322 nt
Organism: Leishmania braziliensis MHOM/BR/75/M2904
Lineage: Eukaryota; Euglenozoa; Kinetoplastea; Trypanosomatida; Trypanosomatidae
Exons: 1
Coding region: 1-2322 (773 amino acids)
Source: RefSeq, a predicted model, not a curated record
AUGCGUCCUGAAACGCAGAGCGGCUGGGGCGGUUACACCGACAGCGCAGAGACGCGGAUUCAUCUUGGCAGCAGCGGUGCGGACCUCUACACAGGCAGCAGCCAAAGCAUCUCUCAACCCUACACACGGAGUCAGAGUCCCGAUACCGGCAGUGCAUGCUGGAACCUGCAGGGCAGUAUUGGGACAUAUGGGAAGGGUCACGCCAGGAGGGGCACGGCUGUUGAUGUGAGUCCACCACCUCGGCUGCCUCUCAGCCUUCCCUUAAAUGGCGUCGGUCUCGGCGUUGGGCCACGGAGGGGUUAUGCUGGUCACGAGUACGAGGAAUCGUACGACAACGAGUACGAAGAAGAUGCUGAUAGAGGCAGUUAUGAAGACGAAGAUGAGUGGGAGGGUAAUGAAGAGUGCGAUAACGGGAGGUGCGCGUAUGAGCACCAUCACAAUGACGACAGCGAGGCGAGCGAAGGUAGCUCAGCUAGAAAUGGCGCAGCCACAUCAGGAAUGUGUUCUCAAGGUGCUCGUGACCUCGGCUUAGAUUUCGAGGCGAGCAGGGCUCCACAAACUGCUGAUGCCCAACCCAAUUGUGGAUUCGGCUUCCCAGCAGCGAAGUUGGCUCGGCUCAAUGUGCUCGGGCAUGGCAGUACACGCUUUGCUUUGUGUGCUGCUGCUGCGGCUGCAUCUGCCACGAAGGCUGCACCGGUAACGACAAGUACGUUCCGGCGUUGCACACCGGUGGCUCGUGUUGCUUACAGUGUCGGGUAUGACCCCGCGGCUGGCGAGUCAUCUGAGGAUCUGCCCAGCGCGUCGGAGCCGCGUGAUGAGGGUGUCGUUGUAUCGUUGGCCACCGCUGAGGCGGCUAACUCAUUUGAGCAAACGUCGCUCCCAUUCACCGCCGCGAAUAUAUUCAACACUGCGACACAGGGAAGCCCUGACAUGACCAUGGCGGCACGGCCGAUUCACAACAACAUGCGCGACACCCCUCCCAAACCUUCAGCUGACGCUUGCCACACGUCAACAGCAUCGAUUGCGCGCUCUGUGGUCGCUAGUCGUGCCGCUGUGAAGCGCAGCUAUCAUAGCUGCAGUGCGCUCACUUCCGUCGCACAAACCUCCGGGUCCCCGCCAGCGCAUGGGGAUGCAAAGAAGAGCCCCAAAGAGCCCCUGCAGAGCACUCCCGAUCACCGACAUGAAUCGAUGUCGUCUUCGCCGCUCUCGCCACAGCGCCCCACAAUCGGGGCGAAGGAUGACAUGUAUGACCACAGCAGUAAUGACGACGCUUCGUCAACGGGUUCUGCUAGCACAGCCAUAUCCCCGGUGCUGGCAGUAGGCAAAGGCGACGAUGCACGGAGCUGCGGCAACGUGGGAGGGUCGGAGCUGCCUGCGCCGACAGAGCCGACAAAGUCGCCUGAUGCCGCCCACGUUGUACCGUCGCCGAUGAUGGGGAGCGCAACUUUCAUUUCAGGAAAGCCAAACCUACUGCGUGUCUCUGGUCUCAGUCGGUUCGUGGCGGACUUUCUGGCGAGGUGGAAGUAUUCUAUGACCGAGGUGGAUACGGCGAACUCGGCAUGUGAACGGGAGGGAUAUGCGCGGUCACCCUCCAACAGGGUAGUGUUACCGGCGCUUGGCAUUUCAUCCCCAGCAGUGGCCCCUCUUCUAGAGAGGGAGAGUCCUUUGGUGGGUCUCCGUAGCCGAGAAAAGAUGGAGGAAGUCGACGAGGCAGUAAAGGACUUGGCUGCCAUGGAACACAGAGGAAUGCAGAGUUCGCCUGCGAAGUCCGACGCGCCACCAGUGUAUGCACCGAAUGUGGUGCUCAACAUCUCAGUCACUACCGUGUUCAACUACUCCGAGGCAGAAAAGUUGUGGCUUUUACGUGGCAAGCCGAGUACCCCCCCAGCACGUGCGACGCAGAGGUUGACGUCUGUGACUGGCAGCGCGGUGCCACCAUCAACUGCCGGGGUUUUGGACAGAGUGCUGCGGCCUCCGUCUGCUUCUUCUGUGAAGGUGUCGCUCUACUGUCGUCCGCUGCUGGUUCAGCUGCCAAACCCCUCACUGCACGCAUGUGUUCUCUGUGCCGCUGGCAACAGUGCUCUAGUGAGAGUGGCACUCACGCUGCUCUAUUGCGUGCCUCGCUCCCUGGUGCUGACUCUGCCAUGGGUGCUUAUUCGUUUCACAGUGGUGCUGGUUGCAGCACUGGUUGCGAUGGAUGCUGCAUGGUGUCGGUGGCCAAAUCUGAGUGUCUACACGGCGGAGUUUCAAGUCAACGCUACAAUGAUGAUUCUCUCUGUUCGCGAAUGGCUUCUCUCCUCCCUGGGCGCUGACAGCGGAUGA